This is a messenger RNA of Botrytis sinoallii, 537 nucleotides long. RefSeq lists its product as uncharacterized. The coding region runs from base 1 to 537 and encodes 178 amino acids. The record is from RefSeq and is a predicted model, not a curated record. Lineage: Eukaryota; Fungi; Ascomycota; Leotiomycetes; Helotiales; Sclerotiniaceae. The transcript has 3 exons.
AUGAAGUUUUCAUGCAUUGCUGUCAUUACCAUUGCUGUUAGUACAGCCACUGGUGCUUAUAUUGACAAUACACUCGCCGACAAAACUGCAGUUGACAGUGAACUCUUCAAUGACACCACUUAUGGACAUCAAAAUUCCAUAGUAACUAGGAAUGAUACUACAUCUACGAACAUCGCAACGUUAGACAGCUCAUCCAACGAUGAAGAUACAGCCACCGAAAGCAUAGAAGCAGAAAAAGAAUACGAAGAAGAAGCUGCGGAAGUCGCUGAAGAUAUUGCAUUAGAUGUCCAAGAUGACUUGGAAGACAACAAACCCCUUCCACCCGGUAAACUAUGUGCUACACGUCGUAAGCCUCGAUGCUGUGAAUUAGGCGGAAGAUUGUACAAAGAUGAAUGCGAGCGUCUUUCGCUGCCACUUCCAGCCAAUCGUAACGAAUUCCGAAGCACAUGUGAGGAUGUGAACAAAGUCGCUUAUUGCUGUAAGAAUUCCAUCGACAUGACCCAAAUAGGAGUCAUGUGUCGCAAAGCAAGAAAAUAA